This is a messenger RNA of Branchiostoma belcheri (Belcher's lancelet), 3085 nucleotides long. RefSeq names its product basement membrane-specific heparan sulfate proteoglycan core protein-like. Gene Ontology annotation, biological process: axon guidance. Gene Ontology annotation, molecular function: protein binding; extracellular matrix structural constituent. Bases 142 to 1950 code for a protein of 602 amino acids. The transcript has 12 exons. Gene Ontology annotation, cellular component: basement membrane. Lineage: Eukaryota; Metazoa; Chordata; Leptocardii; Amphioxiformes; Branchiostomatidae. The record is from RefSeq and is a predicted model, not a curated record.
UCAAACCUUCCAUCUCCGACCGCCACAAACGCUGCAAGCCGGGAAAACACACCGCGAACGUCAACAACCAGCAGGCUCCCGUGGUUUGAGAACCCUGUACAUCGCCGCCAGUCUUGGAAGCGGUGAAGAAUUUUUUUCACGAUGUUCCAGAGGACAUUUCUCCUUUUGCCCGUGGUUUUCCUGUGUUUAGUGGACCGGGGACGGGCGCAGGAUGAUGUCCCGGGGCAGGGAGUGUACUUCCCGGGCCGCCCGUGCCAUGAGUUCCUGUGCGCUAACGACGUGUGCGUGUCCAGGAGAGUGGUGUGUAACGGCGUGUCGGAGUGCGGGGACAACUCGGAUGAACUCAACUGUCACGGUACGCCUGGAAAUGGCAACACCCAAACCUCCUCGCGCUGCGCCGCGCACCAGUUCUCGUGCCGGGACCUGACGCAGUGCCUGUACCAAGGCUACAGGUGUGACGGGGAGGCCGACUGUAGGGACGGCUCAGACGAGCACGACUGCCAGCCUGGACCCACAGGUUGCCUUCAGAACCAGCUGCGGUGCGGGAGCGGCGCAUGCGUGCCUGUGUCGUACCGGUGCGACAAUGUGGCUGACUGUGAGGACGGCACGGACGAGUCAGGAUGCUAUCACCCAUGGCCAGUCAACCCCCCCGAGCCGACCCGUGAGGCCCCAGUCACGGCCACAGCGGAAGGACGCUGUAACGGUCACUCCAACACUGUGGACCCCAGGAGUGGACACUGCUUGAACUGCCAGCAUCACACGAUGGGUCAGCGGUGUGAGACAUGUAUCCCGGGGUACACCGGGGACGCCACCCUGGGCACACCCCACGCCUGCACGCCGGUCAUCCACGUCUGCCACUGCUACGGACACUCCGGACACUGCGACGCCGCUGGGAACUGUCUGAACUGCCAGCACAACACCGCUGGUUCCAGGUGCGAUCAGUGCGCGGAGGGAUACUACGGGGAUCCAAGGCGAGGUACUCCGGACGACUGCAGACCCCUCAACCAAGGUCAAGGGCAAACGGGACAAGGUCAAACAUCCCCGGGUCCGCAUGGUCCAGGUCAAACUGACCAAAAUGGACCUGUUGAAGGCCAAACAGGUCAACAUCAACCUGGUCAAACAGGCCAGGUUCAGCCCGGUCACGGCGGUACAGACCAAGGUCAGGCAGGUGAAGGUCAGACAGCUCCAGGUCAGCAGGAAGAGCAGCCGUACAUAGUGGGAGAGCGGUGCAGAUGUUUCAACCACGCCACGAAAUGUGACCCGAGAACUUUCAAGUGCUUGGAUUGUCAGCACAACACGGAAGGUUUCUACUGCGACCGGUGCAAGCCCGGUUUCAGGGGAACCGCUCUGUACGGGACCCCGCAUGACUGCCAGAGGAUCCCGCUGUACUCCGAGGGAGCGUCCCCCGGUACCACCGCCUCCCCUGCCACCACCCCAGCGCCAACCGUCCGCCCGCACUGUUACUGUCACGGACACAGCAACAAGUGCGAUGAGUCAGGACGGUGUUUGGACUGCCUGCACCAGACGGAGGGGAAGUACUGUGACCGGUGCCAGGCGGGGUACAUAGGGGACGCCCGGAAGGGCACGGCGGCGGACUGUCAGCUGGCGCACCCCGACUGCACCUGCCACGGCCACGCCGACUUCUGCGACGUCUUCGGCAGGUGUCUGAACUGUCGCCACAACACGAUGGGAAACCAGUGCGAGAAGUGCGUCCUGGGUUACUAUGGCGACCCCACCAGAGGCACGCCCUCCGACUGUCACCCAUGUCCAUGUCCUCUGACGACCCCGUCCAACCAGUUUUCUGACACAUGUACACUGGACAUAGAUGGUCUGCCUACAUGCACACGGUGUCAUCCGGGGUAUUUGGGCCGGGAUUGCGGGACGUGUGCAAACGGUUACUGGGGCAACCCGCGAGAGGAGGGACAGAGAUGUGUCCGACAGUACAAGUGAUGUGCGGACACACACAGUGGGGAAUGACGGUACUGCCAGGUAGACGACUUGAUCCCCGGUUCUGUGGACAAAAAAAAAAGAAAUUCAGCGAGAGGGAGAAAUUGUAAUAUCAUAUAAAGAUACUGAUGUUAUGCUCAGCAAUGUCUAGCCUUGUAUAUCAUAAUAAUGUUCUGUUAAGCCAACGUAGUUGAUACUUGCGAUCGCGCUGUAUUAGAACUGUAUGUAUAGACUUCCUGAUAAUAGAAUUGCUAAUUCCAGUGACAAUACUAUCAUUAACACUACAGAUUUAAUCCAAUGCUUUACCAUUUUUGUAUUGAUGUGACUGUCUCCUCAGCGAGGUUAAUUUGAAUAUAUUUAUUGCCGACAUGUUUUAAUUCUUUCAUUGACGGUCCCUUGUUCCUGUGUCUCCCUGAACUUUGACUGUUGUCAAAAACAAAUAGGCAGCCGAUAAUCACGAUGUUAUGCGGUCUCCAAACGUGUCGAUUGAAAUGAGUGCUCACGCAGUAUUGUGUACUGAAAACACGUGUCCAUAUGGGCUACAAGGACGCCUGGUACACGCUUAGCUGUGGGCAAACUGAUCAGCGUUUAAAGAAUGUUAAUUAAUUACUGUUCUAUUCCUAAUCUUAAAGACAAACCAUCUUAAAUGGAAACCAACGUUUGUGAUUUUUUAACAAUGGGGACAAUCUCAUACCUCCACCGAAAAGUUCGAAAAGUAAAAAGUUCUAGACCGGAUUACAUUGCCCUCAUGAGUAUAUUAUAUCCUUGUUACUGAGAGCCGUUGCUCAGCUCUUGCUAUUCCUAUGUAUAAAUAUGCAUAGAGUCACAUAAAUUACAAUUAAAGAAUAAGAAUUUUUUUGCAUAUUCGUUUCCCAUCAUAUGGUCAUAUGAGAUAUUUAUGCACAAGAUACCAAAUAUACAUGUAGUAUGGGCUGCUGUACGUAUCGAUUCCGUAAAAAACAUGUUCUGAAAGGAGUGCCUCUAUGUGAAUCCCAUGUAGGCCCAUGCCUUAAUCUUAUGUUAUAUUUAUUCAGUGUGUAAAGUUUGCACCGUGGAGUGAUAAACAGAGUAAACAACUGAUAAGCACUUAUCAAACUGCCCCUCCCGAUAAAGGGCAACUUAGUGAAUAAAUCUGUGU